AUGGCUUUAUCACAAUCUCCAGUGUUCCAGAAAAACAAAGAAGAUUUCCCCGCUUCGCUGGGCAAACUACGGCAGCUGAUAGAAGACAAAGUUCACAUCCUACAAUCCACCAUCACUGAGGACCAACAGGGUUCAGCCAGUGAGUUGGACACUGGAAAAGGAGAACUGUGGAGGUUUGCCAUCCUAAGUGAAGAGUUGACCUCUCACCUCCAGCAGCUGCAGAGGCAGACAGAGCAGGAGCUGAGCAGCAUAGACACACAACUCUUUCGGAUUAAAAGCCGCUUGCAGCCGCUGACCGCUGAGCUGUUUAAUCUGCAGCAGAAGACGAGACGAACAGAACAAGACCUGAAGAGGAGCUCCAGUCUUCAGACAUCCACUUUUCAGUUGUGUGCUUUUCGGGAGCUUCAGGCUUCUAUCACCGAUCGUUUGGUGGAAUCAGAGAGGCUGGUGUUCCAGGAGGAGGCACUGAGCACACUCCGUAACCUGCUAACCCAAGACCUGCAGAGGUACCAGGAAGAGACGCAGAGACUGAUCUGUUUCACACAGAAAAUAGUCAAACAAUCCCACAGGACAGACAAAGAGGAAACCUUCACUAACAGAGCGAGCGACCGCAGCAUGCAGGGAAAGAACGAGACAGAACAAGAAAACAACAUGUUCUCCCAGGGCCCGGCUCCCCUCUCACCCCGGCCUCGGCUCGCCGUACCCGGGGGAGGCGGCCAGGCAUCUGAGUCCUCUUCCUACCAUUCGCCACUUAAUUCUCACCAAACCACCAACAAAGAGGAAGCAGAGCAGGGCAGUAGAGCCGGACAAGUCCCAAAGUUUUCUUCCAAUUUGGUUCGUCAGUCUUCAAUGUCCAAAUCGAGUCCAUCCAUACCGGCACUCAGCAGACAAGACGAGAGUCUGGUUCCUAGCAUUACAGUGACUCCUGCGUUCAGGGAAACCAACAAGACUAGUCAGAUAACAGCGAGAAUCGACUGUCCAGCAGGAGGCAGCACCGAGAAGACUGAUUCAGAAGCAGGAAGCAAAACACAAACCACAGACUCCUGUAGAGACUCUGUGGCCGACUCUGGCAUGGGAUCGGAGUCUGAACUCGAUUCAAAUAAGCAGCUGGACAGCCCGUCAGAAGAUGAGCCCAUCACACCCCGAUCCACAACAACCAAGCAGAACCCAAAAUAUCAGCUGUUCCUCAACAACGAGCUGAAGACCAACGGGUUGAGUAGCAGGGACACAGAUGGUACAGGAGUCGGAGGGUCAGUGGGCGAGAAUGGCCCCAGGCUGGCCCGAUGGGAGACCUCCCGGCCAGGGGUCAACCACUACCGAGGGUCUCUAGAGUCCCUGGCCUCGCGGGACUGGGACACUAUGUCUGAUCGGAUGGGUGUUGUUGACAGUCCUCCCAGAGUGUUCAACAGUCCCUACUCCUCAGCCCUCUCCGUGGAUUACAACACCACGUACCGAAUGCCUGACUUCAAGCCACAGGGCGGUCUGUCUCCUGCCACCUCAGAGAUGAACCUGUACACCUUCAACAGUCGCAGCACCAGUCCUGUGCCCACACCCACCCUAAUCUCCUCCCGCCCCAGAUUCUCCACCUACGACACUCUAAGGAGGAGGGCUGAGAUCAGCCCUGUCAACACUGUCAACACUGUGAUACCUACCACCACCCACUACAGCAUGCGCUCUUCCACUCUGCCCAAUAAAAAAGACUACAUAGAGGAGUUGACCAAACAGCUGCAUGCCUGCCAGAAGCGUAACCAGUUCCUGGAAGCAGAGAGUGUGGAGAUGGAGAAGGAGAGGAACCAGAUCAGGUAUGAGAUGCGCGGCCUGCUGGUGAACAACGAGGACCUGCUGAGGACCAACGCUCAGCUGAACAUCGAGAUGAAGAAGAUGACAGAGCAGAUGGUAGAGAUGGAGAGAGAGAACCAAGCCAUGGGAGAGAAACUCAGAGAGAUGGAGAUUGAGGUGAAGGAGGCCCGGGACGUGAUGGUGGAGGCUAACACUCAGGAGUACGCUUUCAACUUCCUCCAGCAGUCCCUCAAAAACAAGAUCCAGGAUGCUGAGGACAACCUGGAGAAGCAGACGCAGCACGCUAAGACUCUGGCUGAGAAGUUGUGGCUUGCAGAGAGACAGCUGGAGGAGCUGGAGGUCGACAAAGACACCAGAAGCAAGAGGACAUCCGAUCUCAACAGCACCAUCAUCAGACUGGAGACCGAGCUGAGCGAGGCCCUGCAGGUGUCCACACAGUCUGCAGCACAGAUGAGCCUGCAGCAGAAGCUACGUGAGGAUGCCCAGCUGAGGGUGGAGGAGCUGGAGGAGUCUCUGCUGGAGAAGGACCAGGAGCUGCUUAGACUACAGGAUCUCGUGGGCAGACUGCAGGGAGAGGUGUCUGGUAAGCUGAUUGAUAAGGAGCGGACACUGGAGGAGGAGAUCCAGCUGAGAGAGAGGAUACAGCUGCAGUGUAAACAGGCGGAGAGGACAGUGGACGACCUCCACAUGGAGCUGCACAGCGCCAACCAGGCCAAAGAAGACCUGUCCAAACAACUCAAACAGGCUCAGGAGAAGUUGAUUGACCUGGAGACUGAUCUGGAAGAGCUGCAGGACAGUGAGCAGAGGUGGGCGGCCAAGCACAAGAGAGCUAUCGAACAGACGGAGCAACUGCAGCUGAAACUGAUUCAGCAGAAAGAUCUGAACGAGCAGCUGGAAUGUGACAAGGGUUCACUGGAGAGACAGCUCCGUGAGCAGCGUAUGGAGGUGGAGGAGCUUCAGAGCUCCAGAGUUCAAGAGGAUGCAAUCUCCAAGGCAGAGGGCAAAGUCAAAGAGCUGGAGAACACUCUGAGGACUGAGGAGAGGAACAAAGCAGUUCUGACAAACACCAUCAGUAAACUGGAGAGGAAGAUCAAGGAGAUGAGCGACCAGAUGGAGGAGGAGCACAGGAUAGCUACUGAACAGAAAGACUUGAUAACCCAGAGGAUGCGCUCCCUGAAGCGCCAGCUGAACGAGGCGGAGGAGGAGGUGAGCAGGAAGGAGACGCAGUACCGCCACACCCAGAGAGAGCUGGCCGAGGAGAGAGAGAACAGCGGGCGACUGCAGAGGCAGCUGCUCGACCAACACCUGCAGACAAAGCGUAAGGAGACUCUGUCCAUCCGUCAGACUCUGGAUAACCUGAGGUUAGACCUUAGCGUCGACGACGAAGAUGAAGAUCAGCCGCUGAAGGAGCAAACAAGCCCCUCGUCCACAGCUUAAACCGUCA
Molecule: messenger RNA, 3244 nt
Organism: Scomber japonicus (chub mackerel)
Lineage: Eukaryota; Metazoa; Chordata; Actinopteri; Scombriformes; Scombridae
Exons: 25
Coding region: 1-3237 (1078 amino acids)
Cellular component (GO): myosin complex
Source: RefSeq, a predicted model, not a curated record